GCACGUUACAGCGUGAAGGUGGGCAAGAGCAUCGAGGUCCUCAUCCAACAGGAGAAGAUCUGUUACGAGUAUGCGGCCUCGGACCCGAACAGCGUUACCGCCACCGUCGAGAAGUCCCUCUAG
Messenger RNA from Acanthamoeba castellanii str. Neff, 123 nucleotides. RefSeq lists its product as uncharacterized. The annotation marks the transcript as partial. The transcript has a single exon. The record is from RefSeq and is a predicted model, not a curated record. Lineage: Eukaryota; Discosea; Longamoebia; Acanthamoebidae.